AUGUGCCUAGUAUUCAGUUCAGUUGGGUUGGUUUGGACUAUUAUGAGAAAGAGAGUGUAUGUGUAUGUAGGCGGAUUUUCGGCUGCUCCCAUUCUUAUUCUGCCUGUGAACUCGCCUUCCGUACUCCUCAUGCCUACACUUGUGGAUUACAGUGGUGACGAUGAGAUUCCUGGAGCCUCCUUUUGUCAAAAUCCCAUUGAUUUGGGUCGCAUGUGUACUUUGCGUUCAAGUGUGGAUCGAUACUACUGCACGCCUAACAAGAGAGCUCGCAUCAAUGCCCCGGAUGUGUUGGAAAUUCUGCGGCUCGAGAAAGAUCAAAAGCCUACCAUUGAAGUCCUUCCUGAUGAAUGUCUUUUUGAGAUUUUCAGACGGCUCUGCAGUGCCAAAGACAGAAGCUCUUGUUCCAGUGUGUCUAAGCGGUGGCUCAUGCUUAUGAGCCGUAUCUGCAAAGCUGAAAUUUACAAGUCUGAGAAUAUGAUUAAGGGGUGUCCUUCGUGUGAUGUUGACGAUGAUGGCUACUUAACGCGGUGUUUAGAAGGGAAGAAGGCAACUGAUGUGAGGGUUGCUGCAAUUGCAGUUGGGACUAGUGCCCGUGGGGGACUGGGAAAACUUUCUAUCAGUGGAAGCAAUGCCGUUGGCGGUGUAACAGAUGUUGGUCUCUCAGUAGUUGCUCAUGGUUGCCGAUCUCUUAGAUCAUUUUCUUUGUGGAAUGUUUCCUCUGUCGGGGAUGAGGGGCUUGCCGAGAUAGCGAAAGGAUGCCAUAUGUUGGAGAAGCUUGACAUCUGCCAGGCUUCCUCCAUUAGCAACAAAAGUCUAAUCGCGAUAGCUAAGGGCUGUCCCAAUUUGACCACUUUAAAUAUUGAAUCCUGUCCAGAGAUUGGAAACGAGGGGUUGCAAGCUAUUGCAAGGUCUUGCCCCAAGUUAAAGUGCAUCUCUAUCAAGGAUUGUCCUCUUGUUGGGGAUCAUGGAGUGUCAAGUCUAUUAUCAUCAGCUAAUAACCUUUCAAGGGUAAAGCUUCAGGAUUUAAACAUCACAGAUUUCUCUCUGGCUGUCAUUGGCCAUUAUGGAAAGGCAAUUUUAAAUUUGGUCCUCUCUGGUCUUCAAAAUGUCAGUGAAAGGGGAUUUUGGGUCAUGGGUGUUGCUCAAGGUCUGAAGAAACUUACGUCACUUACAGUUUCAUCAUGCCGAGGGGUAACAGAUGCAAGCAUUGAAGCCAUGGGUAAAGGUUGCAUCCACCUAAAGAAUAUGUCUCUGCGCAGGUGCUGUUUUGUGUCUGAUAAUGGAUUGGUAGCAUUUAGCAAAGCUGCAAAUUCGCUUGAGAGCUUACAGUUGGAGGAGUGUAACAGCAUCACCCAGUUUGGGAUUAUUGGUGCCCUUUCAAACUUCAAAACAACAUUGAAAUCUCUCAACCUUCUCAAGUGUAAGGGAGUUAAAGAUAUUGAUGUGGAUGUAUCUAUGCUUUCUCCUUGCGAGUCUCUCCGACAUUUAUCCAUUCGUAACUGCCCUGGUGUUGGAAAUCCUAGCCUGGCUAUGGUUGGGAAAUUGUGUCCCCAACUUCAGCAUGUUGAUCUGACUGGACUUUAUGGUGUCACAGACGCUGGCCUUCUUCCUCUUCUGCAGAAUUCUGAGACUGGGUUGGUCAAGGUGAACCUUUCUGGCUGCUGGAAUUUCUCAGACAACACCGUUUCAGAAUUGGCCAGGCUACAUGGUGGAACCCUUGAAUUGCUAAACCUUGAUGGAUGCAGGAAGAUUACCGAUGCAAGCUUGGUUGCAAUUGCACAUAACUGCCUUCUGCUUAAUGAUCUAGACGUAUCAAAGUGUGCAAUCACUGAUGCCGGAAUAGCUGUUCUUUCUAAUGCUAGGCAGCUUACUUUGCAAGUGCUUUCUUUGUCAAACUGCUCUGGUGUAACAAGCAAGAGUGAACCUUCCCUAACAAAUUUGGGCCAAACAUUGGUUGGGUUGAAUCUUCAAAAUUGUAAUUCAAUUGGCUGCAACACAGUUGAGUUGCUAGUGGAGAACCUGUGGAGAUGCGGUGACAUUCUGCAUGCGUUUUAUGCAGAUGUACCUACCUAUCAAGGGUGGAUUGGAUGGCAGUUUGUUGACAUAGUUGUUUUCCGGGGAACUUUGGUAGAUCCUUUCUUCAGCAUUUUUUUUAUAAACAAAUGCUUGUUCAACCCUUUUGGCCUUGCUACUACAAGAGGCCACUCCCUUUAUGCUAUGAUGCCCUGGGAAUACGUUUACUAUGUCCUCGCUGGUUGA
Messenger RNA from Sphenostylis stenocarpa, 2259 nucleotides. NCBI's taxonomy places the organism in Eukaryota, Viridiplantae, Streptophyta, Magnoliopsida, Fabales, Fabaceae. The record is from the annotation of a GenBank genome assembly.